UAUGCUCCUCUAAUGCUUCUUUACAGCGAGAAGCAAACGAUCGAUUAUCUUAUGUCAGUGUUCCAGCGGCUUGUGGAGAGGAAUGUUGUGGUAAUGGACAUUGCUCAUAUCAGCAAAUGCCCGUGGAGGGGAUUUUGGACGAACGCUCUCUGUAAUUACUUGCUCUCAAGUAAUUACAUGCUUCUUGCCAGUACGCGACCGUUUGAGGCACUGCUGGAUUAUGGAGAACGCGAUGGAAGGAAGCAUCAUCUUGAAGUGGAGCGAGCAAGAAAUUCAUGGAUGGAGAUGGAUUGGAUGCGCAGCCGCAACGGAAGGAGAAAGUUUUUGCGUGCUGGAGAGUGGUAUCAUGCUGUGGCACACACAUCGCUGAUGUGCAUUUGCGCAGCUGUGAUGAAGGCAAGAAGCAACGUGGCUGCUCGAGAACUGUAUUCUAAUGCGGAGAAGAUCCGAGUUUUCGAAGGCCAAAGUCUCCGCACCUGAGAUUUCUGCGAGAAUCAGUGGGACAAGCACCACGGAAGAAAUUGUAUUUCUUCUCGUCAGUGGACCACCAGUUCUAACGAGACUGGACUAAGUGCGACCCCACCGUAGCGUCUUCGUCUUGUUCAUUCUCCAGUGCUCUUAGAGGUCACUAUAUAACGUAACCCGGAUCAUCCAAAAUCCGAACUUGGAAAGCGGAAUGGCCAUCUCUGGUCUUUUUUUCAUAGCUCUAAGCAUCGUCUCGUGGAACAAGGCAGCAGGCAUCGAGGACAAGCGUCAGGUACUUCACGGCCAUCUUUCUACAUAUAUUUACUACUUGGUUCUGUUUUCGCAGAUUUAUAUCGUGUACCUCGGUGGAAAAGGGAGUCGCCACAGUUUGCAGCUGGUCCACAGACACGGCAAGAUUCUCGAUUCUGUCAAAAGCAGGCAAGAAGUUAUCGUGCUCCAAAGUAUAGCCCGGACUGACUUUAAAACUUACACGACAGUGAAGUCGAGUCCCCUGAGAUCGUGUACAGCUACAAGCAUGGAUUUGAUGGAUUUGCUGCCAGGAUGACCCCGAAGCAGGCAAAAGCUAUUGCAGGAAUGCGGGACGUGGUCAGUGUGUUCCCGAGCAAAACUCUGCAGCUGCAUACAACGCGGUCCUGGGACUUCCUGGAAACGUUUUCGACGGGUCUCUCAUACUCGAGACGCAGACUUGGAGCGGGAGCCGAUGUCAUCGUUGGCGUGAUGGACACGGGUAUAUGGCCAGAGUCUGCAAGUUUCAGCAAUGAUGGAAUGUCAUCUCCUCCCAGCCGAUGGAAAGGAUUCUGCAACAACGCCGGUGUGAAUCCCGUGAAAUGCAACAACAAGAUCAUCGGAGCUCGUUUCUACAACGCGGAGAGCGCAAGAGAUGAAAUAGGCCACGGAUCACACGCUGCAUCCACCACGGCUGGCAGCGUCGUCUCCAACGCGAGCAUGAAGGGUGUUGGCAGUGGAACAGCCAGGGGUGGACUUCCAUCGGCCAGGCUCGCAGUGUACAAAGUGUGUGGGAUCGAUGGCUGUCCCAUUGCAGACGUCCUCAAGGCCUUUGAUGACGCUAUGGACGACGGGGUGGAUAUACUAUCGCUUUCGCUUGGUACCUUGCCGCGGAGCUACGACGAGGAUGGCAUCGCGAUUGGAGCCUUCCAUGCCAUCCAGCACAACAUCACUGUGGUUUGCUCCGCUGGGAAUUCGGGUCCCGACGAAUCGUCCGUCUACAACUCGGCCCCUUGGAUUUUCACGGUCGGAGCAAGCACCAUUGACAGGUCCAUUGCGUCCGACGUCUAUCUUGGAGAUGGAAAGACUCUACGAGGAACGGCCUUGAGCUUUCAAGCUCAGAAGGAAUCACCUUACAGCCUCGUCCUUGGCUCUUCCAUUCCUGCUAAUGAAUCUAUCCAUGCCUCAGCAGCCAGCACCUGUGAUCCAGACAGUCUAAAUCCCAAGCAAGUAGAGAACAAGAUCGUCGUCUGCGAGUUCGAUCCCGACUAUGUUUCCACGAAAGCAAUCGUGACAUGGUUGCAGAAGAACAAUGCCGCUGGUGCCAUUCUCAUAAACGACUUCCACGCAGAUCUCGCUAGCUACUUCCCCUUGCCUACGACCAUCGUGAAAACAGCCGUGGGAGUCGAGCUGUUAUCCUACAUGAACAGCACCACCUCACCAGUCGCUACACUGACACCGACAGUGGCAGAGACUUCCAGUCCAGCUCCAGUAGUUGCCGGAUUCUCUUCAAGAGGUCCAAACUCCAUCAGCGAAGAUAUAAUCAAGCCUGAUAUUACUGCUCCAGGAGUAAACAUCCUUGCGGCCUGGCCGGAUAUCGUUCCAGCGUACUAUGAGAACUACGACACGAACAAGCCCGUUUUUGUCAAGUAUAACUUCGCCUCCGGAACCUCCAUGGCGUGUCCUCACGUCGCGGGAGCCUUGGCCAUGCUAAAGUCUGCGUAUCCUUCUUGGAGUCCCGCGGCUCUAAGAUCGGCGAUCAUGACCACAGCGACAACUCAAAACGACGGCAUACUCGACUAUGAUGGAAGCCUGAGCAAUCCAUUUGCUUACGGCUCCGGCCAGAUCGAUCCCUUGAGGUCUCUAAGUCCAGGACUGGUCUACGACGCAACACCCUCCGACUACGUCGCCUAUCUCUGUGCCACUGGCUACAGUGAGAGCAAAGUCAGGAUGAUCGCAGGACAGAAGAACACGAGUUGCUCCAUGAAGAAUUCCAACCUCAACUAUCCUUCCAUCGCCUUCCCGAGAUUGAGCGGCACACAGACCGCUACCAGGUACCUGACGAGCGUGGAUUCUUCUUCGUCCUCCUCGACUUACAAAGUAACAGUCAAGACACCAUCGACGCUGAGCGUGAGAGUGGAGCCAACGACGCUCACAUUCUCGCCAGGAGCAACGCUGGCCUUCACUGUUACUGUUUCGAGCAGCUCCGGCAGCGAGAGAUGGCAGUUUGCAUCCAUAACUUGGACGGAUGGGCGACACACGGUGUCCAGCCCCGUUGCUGUGAAGACCAUGGCUUGCUCAUGAUUCUUAUGGAGUAGACGGGGUUGCGAGGCAGAAGAGUUGACAGCAUGCCUUUCACUCCCGACGACGUUUCAUGUGACUACACAACGUUGUGGAGUGUGGGAACGAGUAGUCAGUAACAUCUUCUACUUACAACAUGGUCAAACGCUCAAGAUUCGAGCAAAUCCUUA
This is a messenger RNA of Selaginella moellendorffii, 3182 nucleotides long. RefSeq names its product CO(2)-response secreted protease. Lineage: Eukaryota; Viridiplantae; Streptophyta; Lycopodiopsida; Selaginellales; Selaginellaceae. Gene Ontology annotation, molecular function: serine-type endopeptidase activity. Bases 1027 to 3015 code for a protein of 662 amino acids. Gene Ontology annotation, biological process: proteolysis. The record is from RefSeq and is a predicted model, not a curated record. The transcript is spliced from 7 exons.